CCUCGCGCCACCCGUUAACUGCGCGCUGACGUCACGGGAGAAACUGCGAUUGUGACGCGGAAAAUGGUUGCCGGUUGGGAACUGUGAACCGGUGGCUUACCACGCGGCGGAGGGAAGCAACAAUGAGUGCCUCAACGCCGCAGUCUGCCGGCUCUAAAGGAAAUGCCUCUUUCGACAGUGUCUUUGUGUCCCCUGGCACUAGGCGGCAGCCUCUUAGUGCCACAGGCACCCCUGUGCUGCAAAACUGCCCUGGGAAUGAUGAUGAGCGAGAGAGGAAGCAGCGUCGGCGCUCCAGAGUGGUUGACUUGCAGUUUAGCACCGAGUCACCUCUGUUUAUAAAGUCCCCGUCCAACAAGCAAGCAGAAACAUCAUUGCCAGCAAUUCCACAAUUGUCAAAUGCCCAAAUUGCAGAUCAUUAUUCCACAUGCAUCAAACUUUCAACAGAAAAUAAAAUCACCACGAAGAAUGUAUUUGGUUUGCACCUUAUCGACUACAUGACAGAAAUACUCAAACAAAAGGACUCUGAGCCCACCAACUUUAAGGUAGCAGCUGGUACCCUGGAUGCCAGUGCAAAGAUCUAUGCAGCAAAAGUUGACGCUGUCCAUGCAGAUGUUUACAGAGUUCUUGGAGGGCUGGGCAAACAUUCUGCAACUGCAGAGCCUGUGGAUGGUCUGAAUACAGGUGGAGGGGUUGUGGAUUCUGAGAGUUCCAAAACACAUCUGAGCAAGAGGAAGCACCAGUACAAAACUAUUGAACGGAAUCUGAAUAAUAUUAAUAUCUCCGACGAAGAUCAUAGGUGUGAGGUUGAUCCCAUGUUCCAGAGAACAGCAGCCUCCUUUGAUGAGUGCAGUACGGCUGGUGUUUUCCUCACUAUGCUUCAUGUACACAGCUUUCUCAGUGAAGUUCUGUUUGAUUCCAUGGUCAUCCCCCUGCCUUCUUCUAUGACUGCUGAGCCGCCAACAUCUUCUCACGUGAAAGUGACAGGCUUUAAGUCCAUCCUUCUGCAGUGUGCUGAAAAGCGCCCCAUUUGCCCUUCAUUGGCUGGCUUCUUAUUUACCCAGUGGGACAGUGAAACCCAUAACGAGUCAGUGACUGCUUUGUUGGAUAAAUUUAAGAAGAGUGACCAGGCAUUUGACAUCAAUGCAGAGACUGAUAGUGACCCUGGAGACUAUUCUGAGGACCCAGCAGAGAACGAUUUUGAUGCUGACAUCCCGGACGAGACGGUUGAGAAGGACCUUGGAGAGUUCUCCAAAAAGGUGGAGUCAUGUAGACUAACACCAGGAAUGUUAAGAAAAGAAGUGGUUCCCCUGGGGGAAGGAGAUGUCAGGUCCAUGUCACUUCAUUUGUCCCUGAAGCCCAGCGAGUAUUCUUACUUCAGCCCCCGAACCAUGUCCAUGUGGGCAGGCCCAGAGCACUGGCGGUUCAAGCCUCACCAUAAAGGUGAUGCCAACCCUGAGAAAGCAAACAAAAGAAAGGCUGCCAAAAAAGUAUUUGAGAUAAACUUUGAAGAUGAGAUUGAUUUUGAGCCUUACUUCUGCAAAACAAGGGCAGCUACUACUCUGUCCAAGUCAACCCUUGAAAGUCAAAACAAGAAAAGCAAAACUCUUCCUGCAGACUUCCACUAUGAUCCAGACAACCUCACCCGCCUCUUUCUUAAGCCAGCCAAUAGGCUGUCAAAGGUGCCACUGCAGGGUGACUCGUCCAGUCACGACAGUGAGGUCGAAGAGUAUGAUUACAACAACCCCAAUGACACCUCCAAUUUCUGUCCUGCAUUGCAGGAUGGUGACAGUGAUGACGACGACAUUCCUGUGGACUUUGUGGGCCAGAAUGGGAUGUUUGAAAUGACAGCCUAUCCUGCAGGAGAGGCAGGGCAGGAGAGAGAGCUCCAUGGAGGCAUCCCUGGGGCCAACAUCACCACCUAUGGGGAAUUGAACCUGGUGGCUGAGCCACAGAAGGUGAACAAGAUUGAUAUUCAGUAUGCAAAGACUGCCAAAAAGAUGGACAUGAAGAGGCUAAAGCAGGGCAUGUGGUUGCUCCUGACUGAUGCCCAGACAAAUGAAACUGAGCAAGAGAAUGAAGUCAUGGAGAAAGAUGCUAACUCUUCAGUCGUAUCUGGUCAGAAGGUCUUCAGCAGCGUUAUCAAGGAUCUAUGUCAUAGACUGCCUUCCACGAUGGCAAAGAACUUGUCUGCACCACUGGCAUUUGCUUGCCUCCUGCAUCUGGCAAAUGAAAAGAACCUGAAGCUAGAAGGUGUGGAAGACUUGUCUGAAGUCUUAGUGCUGCAAGGAGAUUAAUGUGUGCCACUGGGGCAGAAUAAGAAAAUCUUGGUCAACCUAGGAUGGAAUUUAUAUCUAACACACGCGACCAUCAGAGCCUGAGGAGGCCAUCAGCAACAUCAGUACAUGUUCUUGAUUAAACAAUUUGUGAUUCCAAGACUUGAAACUAUGGGAAGUCAGGAAAAGAGUGCCAUUAGUGUUAAUUCUCUUCUGAAUUCUGCAACUUCCCUCUCCCACUAUCUGAUUGUGAUCACAGCUAAGACCUGCUACAUGUAUUCAGUUUGCUUUAUUUUAACAUGAGUAUUCAGUUCCUGUACAUAUAAAAACUCUCCUAUAUGUCUUUUUGCUCUCUUCCUAUGACCUCCUCUAUCAUUGAAUAUAUGAAUAUACUGAUAUAUUUGUGCAAAUGUGUGUUUUUUGUAAGGAAUAAACAAUGUGACCCUCCACAUCCUUUUGGAAUUUUAUUUGUGUGUGAGAAAACUGUAACUGGUGAAUGGGCUAGCAUGAGUAUCUGGACUCUAGCACCAGGCCUAUGCAGGAAAUUAAAAGUACUAUUGAUGUUUGUUGUUAAUUUCUUUUUUCUUCUAACUUGUUUUAAAAAUCUUUUUAACUUUUUAUGGUGUUAUUGUUUGGCUUUGUUUUUCUAUCAUUGUAAACCAUUGCAAUGUAUUUCUUUGAUACGGUGGUAUCCUGUAUACGGUAACUAUUUUUAUAACUAACUAAAUAGAUAAAUGUACUUCUCUGUUUCACUUGGACCUUAUUUUUCUAGUGUGCAGUUUCAUUUUUGCUCUUGCUAAUGCCUUUCUGUUUCACAGUAAUGCCUAUCUAAUCACAUUAUGCCUGUUCACACACUCUUGCUUAGUUACUCAAUUGGCAAAUCAUGCUUCUGCUUUACCUUGAUGUUUCAUGUUAUGUAAACAUGAUUUGUGCCAGCCUCUAUAUAUGUAGAAACAAGGGCAGAAAUAGACCAAAGCAUGUGAGUUUAAGGAAAUUCUCCACUCAUCUUGGCACCUGGCUACAUUGCUAAUGCAAUAGUGAUAACUGAGAAGGUUCAUGUGAUCGUAGUUCAUGUGAUUGUUUUACUGUCCCCAUAGAUCUCAAUGAUCUCAUUUUAAUGGCUUUCUCAUUAUUGCUCUGUUUAACUUGGCACGGCACCUUAUAAACUUUUUACAACCUUGGAUGACUCAUAUUGCUUCAGCUUCAGAGCUGGAAACAUGGCAUGGCAAAUUCCACUGACUUCCAAAACGCAGUACUGUGAUUACCACAAUCACUGAAUUUAUUAGGCAGGGAAAUUUAAGUGGCAACAUAAGGUGAGGGGAGAUUUCUUUUAAAUAAAGGUGCACAUAUUCUUUGGAGAGUAUGGGACCCUCAACCCUUUGCAUUUUAUGCUCAAGUCAAGUUGCUGCCUGUGAAGAAUGGUAUGUUGGGUUUUUCCAGAUUCCUCCUUGUCCUUGGGUACCCAAGAUGGGGAAACCAAAUACCGUAUGUCCCUUUCCCACUAAAUUACCUUUUUUACUGUUCUGACUGUAUUUUAGUGUGCUGUAAGCUGUCCUGGGAUGAUCCAUUUUAUGAAGGGAGGGAGGGACAGAAGUGAAAUAAAUGGGGCCCAAUCUCCAGGCUGGUUUAUGUGAGCCAAUCCCACCAAAAUGAAUAGAAGAUAUGCAAGAGCUUAUUAGCAUAUCUCAAGUUAAUUUCAGUGGGGCUGGCUCACAAAAACUUACCCUCAGCACCAAAUGAAUCUGUGUCCUCAAAACCCCUAGCUGAACCUCAAAGUUGAGCUUUCUGGAUUUGGCCAGAAGAUCCUCAGCCCAACCAACAUGACUUGUGAAUGGGCUAAUGUGGCCUUGUUUGUUCCAUUCAACCUUAUUCCUCACAGCCUGGCUUGCUUCGCUCAGGUUUAUUGUGUGUUCAGGUUUAUGUAAGUGUUAUGAAAUAUCCACUUCCUGUUUUGUGACUACAGCUGCCUGCCAAGUAUUAUGCCAGUUUAUGGUUCCAUAGUUGCUUUGCUGAAAAACCUCCCACUUCUCUUCCCAACCCCCUCCCAAGACUAUAAUCAGGAUGAGUUUAAUGGACAACCUAACAGGAGGUGAUGCUUGGUAUCAGUGGAAUGCCCCCCACAGUCCCUUAUUUGAUAUAGGUGCCAUUGUCACCUGGCAUGCGUAGAGUGCUUGAG
This is a messenger RNA of Zootoca vivipara (common lizard), 4449 nucleotides long. RefSeq names its product non-SMC condensin I complex subunit H (gene NCAPH). Gene Ontology annotation, cellular component: condensin complex. The record is from RefSeq and is a predicted model, not a curated record. Gene Ontology annotation, molecular function: chromatin binding. Gene Ontology annotation, biological process: mitotic chromosome condensation. Lineage: Eukaryota; Metazoa; Chordata; Lepidosauria; Squamata; Lacertidae.